AUGUUGGACAUGGGAGAUAGGAAGGAAGUGAAAAUGCUGCCCAAGUCCUCUUUCAGCAUCAACAGCCUGGUGCCCGAAGCCGUGCAGAACGACAACCACAGCGGCCACAGCCACCACAACAGCCACCAUCCGCACCACCACCACCACCACCACCACCACCACCCGCCGCCGCCGCAACAGCCCCAGCGCGCUGCUGCGGCCGAAGACGAGGACGAGGAGAAGGCGCCGUUGCUGCUGCCGCCGCCCGCCGCCGGCGCCCUGGAGGCGGCCAAGGCCGAGGCGCUGGCGGGGAAGGGCGAGGCGGGCUCGGCGGCGGCGGAGCUGGAGGAGAAGGAGAAGGCGGCCGAGGAGAAGAAGGGGACGGCCGACGGGGGCAAGGACGGGGAGGGCGGCAAGGAGGGAGAGAAGAAGAACGGCAAGUAUGAAAAGCCACCGUUCAGCUACAACGCACUCAUCAUGAUGGCUAUCCGGCAGAGCCCCGAGAAGCGCCUGACGCUCAACGGCAUCUACGAGUUCAUCAUGAAGAAUUUCCCAUACUACCGGGAGAACAAGCAGGGCUGGCAGAACUCCAUCCGCCACAACCUCUCUCUCAAUAAGUGCUUCGUCAAGGUGCCCCGCCACUACGACGACCCGGGCAAAGGGAACUACUGGAUGCUGGACCCGUCCAGCGACGACGUCUUCAUCGGAGGCACCACCGGCAAGCUGCGCCGGCGCUCCACCACUUCGCGGGCCAAGCUGGCCUUCAAGCGCGGCGCCCGCCUCACCUCCACCGGCCUCACCUUCAUGGACCGGGCGGGGUCCCUCUACUGGCCCAUGUCCCCCUUUCUGUCCCUGCACCACCCGCGGGCCAGCAGCACGCUGAGCUACAACGGGACUGCGUCCGCCUACCCCAGCCACCCCAUGCCCUACAGCUCGGUGUUGACUCAGAACUCCUUGGGGAACAAUCACUCCUUUUCCACGUCCAACGGGUUGAGCGUCGAUAGACUCGUCAACGGGGAGAUCCCCUACGCCACUCACCACCUCACGGCCGCCGCCCUGGCCGCCUCGGUGCCGUGUGGCUUGUCGGUCCCCUGCUCCGGCACCUACUCCCUAAACCCCUGCUCCGUGAACCUCCUGGCGGGACAGACGAGUUACUUUUUCCCCCACGUCCCUCACCCCUCAAUGACUUCUCAGAGCAGCACUUCAAUGACGGCCAGGGCCGCCUCUUCGUCCACAUCGCCGCAGGCACCCUCCACCCUGCCGUGCGAGUCUCUAAGACCCUCUUUGCCGAGUUUCACGACGGGACUGUCCGGAGGACUCUCCGAUUAUUUCACACAUCAAAAUCAGGGGUCUUCUUCCAACCCUUUAAUACAUUAA
Molecule: messenger RNA, 1356 nt
Organism: Lagopus leucura (white-tailed ptarmigan)
Lineage: Eukaryota; Metazoa; Chordata; Aves; Galliformes; Phasianidae
Gene: FOXG1
Product: forkhead box G1
Exons: 1
Coding region: 1-1356 (451 amino acids)
Biological process (GO): regulation of transcription by RNA polymerase II
Cellular component (GO): nucleus
Molecular function (GO): DNA-binding transcription factor activity; sequence-specific double-stranded DNA binding
Source: RefSeq, a predicted model, not a curated record